This is a messenger RNA of Dendronephthya gigantea, 1299 nucleotides long. RefSeq names its product mitochondrial inner membrane protein OXA1L-like. Gene Ontology annotation, biological process: protein insertion into mitochondrial inner membrane from matrix; mitochondrial respiratory chain complex IV assembly. The coding region runs from base 5 to 1258 and encodes 417 amino acids. The transcript has 7 exons. The record is from RefSeq and is a predicted model, not a curated record. NCBI's taxonomy places the organism in Eukaryota, Metazoa, Cnidaria, Anthozoa, Malacalcyonacea, Nephtheidae. Gene Ontology annotation, cellular component: mitochondrial inner membrane. Gene Ontology annotation, molecular function: membrane insertase activity.
CAAGAUGGCGGCACGAUUUCUCAAUAUUAACAAGUAUUUGUGUACAUUUCCUCACGCCACUACAGGAUUUGUACAUUAUGUAGGGCGAAGAAAAUUUUCAAGCAUUGAAAACCACUUCAAAUUUCACAAGAACUUUAGUAAGAACCAGCAGCAAUUGUAUGCUUCUUCUAUUGGUCUAACAUUGGCAAGAUAUAUGUCCAGCGGUGAUGAUCUUAAAAUAGGGCCCAUAUUAACUGACCCAGAGGUCAUUCCCAAUCUUGCACAACAGAUUUCUGAACCAACAUUUCAAAGCCUUGGACUAGGCGGAAAUAGCCCGAUAGGUCUAAUCCAACAAGCUAUGGAGACCAUUCAUGUUGGUAUUGGAGUGCCGUGGUGGGGAACCAUUGUAGUUACAACUGUUGCAUUUCGAACGCUAAUGAUGCCCCUCCUGGCAUUAGGCCAGGCUAAUGCAGCAAAGUUGAACAAUAUUAAACCAGAGUUGGAUAUUUUAACCCAACGUAUGAGAGAUGUGGCUAAUCAACAAGAUACUAUGAAACAGGCAGAAGCAUCAAGAGAUUUACAAGCACUUUUUUUGAAACAUAAAUGCCAUCCUUUAAAGUCAUUGAUCAUCCCAUUAGUCCAAAUCCCGAUAUUUGUAUCAUUCUUUCUUGGUUUACGGCGCAUGGCAAAUCUCCCUGUUGAAUCUAUGCAAAUUGGUGGCCUGUUGUGGUUUCAAGACCUCACUAUUCCUGAUCCAUACUUUCUAUUGCCAAUUCUUUGCAGUGCUUCAAUGCUGCUCACUAUUGAGGCUGGUGCAGAGGCUGGCUUGAGCAAUCCACAAUUUAAAAACAUCAAACAAGUUUUCCGUGUUAUGGCAAUCCUGAUGAUUCCUAUAACAGCCAAGUUCCCAGCUGCCAUAUUUACCUACUGGCUGACUUCAAAUGCAUUCUCUCUUGGACAAAUGUAUUUUCUACGGACAGAAGUAGUUCGAAGGUUUUUCGGUAUCCCUAAAAUGCAAGACCAUUCAAAAACUGGUGCAGAGUCUGUUGGUUUUAUGGAAAACUUCAAAGCAGGAUACAAGAAUGCUCAAAAUCUUGCUGUAAUCAAGCACAGCGAACAGCAGAAACAGAAAGCAUUUGAUUUGGCUUCUAAAGAACCUCUAAAGGAAACAUUUGAGAGCAAUCCAUUAGCACAAAAUAAUGAGCAACUGUUUAAGAAAGUAAGUGGUAAAAAGAAACGCAGGAAAAAUCGUCAAGAUAAAUAUACAAAUGAUAUGUAGUCAAUAUUAAAAUAUGUAAAUUCAGUUUGAGGAUGUGCAUA